AUUUGUUUUUAGAAGAAAAGAAAGCAGAUCCAGAGAAUGGGGAUACAGGUUCGAUGGAUAUAGAAGAGAGAAACCGACAAAUGAAAAUGAGCAAGUACAAACAGGUAGCAGGAUCAGAUUCCAGGCUGGAACAAGAUUAUCAUUCUAAGUAUCGGUCAGGGCGGGAUGCUCAGCGAGGCUCAGACAACGUUUCCAAUAAGUCCUCAGACAGCGAUGUCAGCGAUGUCUCGGCAGUGUCUCGGACGAGCAGCGCUUCUCGUUUCAGCAGCACGAGCUACAUGUCCGUCCAGUCAGAGCGGCCUCGGGGAAACAAGAAAAUAAGAAGGACAAGGAAUUUAGAGGAAAAAAAGAGGGAGGGUUGGAAGGGGAUGAACAAGAUGAAAUAUUUCCUGAGGAGGAGGAAAAAGAGGAGGAGGAGGAAAAAGCAAAGGAGCAAGAAACUGAUGAAAAAGAGCAAGGGCAAGAGGUGGCAGAGAAUGGUGAUCAGGAAGAAACCAAGGGCUCAGGGCAAGAUGAAAAAGCUCAAGAGGACCAAGCUGAGGAAGGGAAAGAGGAUGACAGGUAAAACAUUUCUAGUUCUGAAGACCUACUGACCUGCUUCCUGCUGUACCUGAACCCUCCCUGCCUUCCUUUUCUUUUCCUUUCCUUUCCUUAGUUUAUUGUCUAUGGUUUCUGUCGCUUCUUUUGCUUUCAGCUGUGAUGAUUUCAUGUUGAAACAAGUUUUAGUCUCAGCUUCAGUGAACUUGUUCUGCUAGCAAAUGAUGCAGCACACUAACUCAAUGCAUCAUUUCAUAUGCAGCUGCAGCAUAUUAUUUUUUAGAUUGUUUU
Messenger RNA from Meleagris gallopavo (turkey), 828 nucleotides. The record is from RefSeq and is a predicted model, not a curated record. Lineage: Eukaryota; Metazoa; Chordata; Aves; Galliformes; Phasianidae.